AUGGGGUUUCAGGUUCUCGCAUGUGUGUCUGUAGAAACAUCUGAAUCCAAAUUCAUCGGAUCCAUCCAGCCAUUCUCACUGCACUCAUCAGUUCCAUCCUCAGUUGCUCCGCCAAUCAGUGUAAUCACCACUUUUGUUUCUCCUGUGGAACUGUCUCAGGAGGACAUUUAUUGGAUCGUUGUCCAAGUUGCUGGUACCUGUAGUCAGUGCUGGUUGUCAUCGUUAUCACUAUUCCGAAAUCUACUGGUUGUUUCUGGAGCAGGUCCGAAUGUUACCUAUCGUUAUGUUCAUUUUUGCAUCACUGACAACAACUUUAUUCCGAUUAGAGUUCCAGAUUAUCUUCCUGAAAGUUGGAAACUAUACUACAAGAUAGGUCACAUGAGCUCGGUGAGGUCACAUUUUUAUGUCAGAAGUUAG
Loa loa (African eye worm) is the source of this 417-nucleotide messenger RNA. RefSeq lists its product as hypothetical. The record is from RefSeq and is a predicted model, not a curated record. Lineage: Eukaryota; Metazoa; Nematoda; Chromadorea; Rhabditida; Onchocercidae. The transcript is spliced from 4 exons. Bases 1 to 417 code for a protein of 138 amino acids.